This is a messenger RNA of Haemonchus placei, 411 nucleotides long. Lineage: Eukaryota; Metazoa; Nematoda; Chromadorea; Rhabditida; Trichostrongylidae. The record is from the annotation of a GenBank genome assembly.
CCAAUCGCCAAACUUAGUAGCAGUUUAUUUUACGAGAAUCGUCUCAAAUGUGCCAAUGAUAACGUCGCUAACGCAUGCCUGUCGCAUUCGGCAGAUUUCAAGCCAUUGCCGAAUAGAGACGAGCCAUGGAGGAUCAUUGAAAGCGGCGAGUUAGAUGAUGCUGUGGUUUUUGUGGACACUUGUGCGAAAACGAAUGGUAUUCGAGCAGAAGACAUCGGCGUUAUGUGCGUUUACCGAAAACAGGUUGACGUUAUCAGAUCAGUUCUAGGUGAUGAUAUAAAGAUCGAGGUGAACUCGGUAGACCAGUUCCAAGGACGCGAUAAAAGAGUGAUUGUGUGGUCUUUGGUGUGGACAGAAGAUUCUGGGAGGGUAAGCUUUUCAGCUGUUGGCUACCAAAUAGAAGUGUUUUGA